Amphibalanus amphitrite is the source of this 1679-nucleotide messenger RNA. RefSeq lists its product as uncharacterized. The annotation marks the transcript as partial. The transcript is spliced from 2 exons. Gene Ontology annotation, cellular component: neuron projection membrane. Lineage: Eukaryota; Metazoa; Arthropoda; Thecostraca; Balanomorpha; Balanidae. The record is from RefSeq and is a predicted model, not a curated record. Gene Ontology annotation, biological process: synapse organization.
AGCCGCGCGUGUCGAUCGAGUCCGACUCGCAGGACCUGUUUGUGAACGCGGGCAGCACGGUCGAGGUGCGCUGUGUGAUCGCGCUCACCGUCUCGCCGCCGGCGCACACGUUCUGGUACCAGGACGGCGGCCGGGUGGUGCCCGACGGCGCCCGGCUCCGCGUGCUCAGCCAGCGGUCCAACGACACCACGUCGGUGUCGACUCUGCGCGUGGAGCGCGCCCGUCUCGGCGACUCGGGCAACUACACGUGCGCUCCGAGCAGCCUGCCGGCGGCCAGCGUCCGACUGCACGUGCUCAACGGUGAACACCACGCGGCCAUGCAGGACGGUGUGAGCGCCGGGUGGCCGGCGCGCCGCUCGCCGCCGCUCUGGCCGCUCUGCCUGACCCUGCUGCUGGUGCUGGACGCCCUGUCACCGGCCACCCGGGCCGUCCGACGGCAGGCGACGGACGCUGCCCGCUCCCCGGCGUGAUGGAUGGCCGCGUCGAUCGGUCGGUGGUCCGCGGCUCUGGCGGCGGCGCGCCCGUGACCGCCGCCAGAGCCCACCGCCGCCGCUACCGACGGCCGUACCCCUGGGACGGCCACUCGCCGGGAGAGAGAUGGAGCGCCGACCGGCCGCCGACAGGCCCGUGCACAGGGCGGGACCCCGAGCAGGACUGGUGAGGGGUCUCCCAACUGUUGGUGUCGCUGGGUGACUGUCGAUGGACCAGUUCUGUUGGUGAGGACGGACAGCGAUGGACAGACUCGGGGCGAUGGUAACGUCGCUGACCGGUCGCGUCUGUGGAGCAAAUGAGCGGGGCGGCGGUGGUCGAUAGUUUUCCUCGCGCGCCUGUCGUUACCGCCUGCCGCUGACGACUCGGACUGCUGCGCCGUUUCCGCGGCUGGCUGAGGCCGCCCUCGGUCGGCGACUGUUCGUAUUUGGCCGUGCUCCCGCCGCCGUGUGGCGGGCCAGAGACUCCUGGAGAGCGGCCGUUACCGUGCGCGGCACGUCGCGACAAAUGAGCGGCCGGUGAGCCAGUUAAGCCUCGCUCGCGCCGGACACUGGCGUCCAAAUGGCCGCUGUCGUCAAUCAGCUGGGGUAGGUGAGACGGUGAGACGGCGCCCGGCAGACCGCACCGGAGCCGAUGGGCCGACACGAGACUCUAAUGAAAAGUUGGCAGGUCUAGGACGGCCACGUGCAGGUCUGGGACGGCCACGUGCUGUGAAAUGAAUUGAAAACGGCGCUGUUCAGGCGCAGUGAAACUCAAACAGGUGAGAUGUAAGAUGUGAGAGGGCGGUGAGAUGUUAGCUCUGAAAAAUCAUGUGGAGAGGAGACUUCAUGGGGCUAAUGUAAGCGUCCAAAAACAAUGGUUCUGGCUAAGGAAUACUGUUCACAGAAUUCUGCGAACGGGUUUUGGUGUUAUCAUGUGCAUGUUCAAGAUGUUUCAGUGUGAGCUAAACGGUGGUCGUUACUGAAACUUUCGACUAAAUAAUGUUACAAAUUUGUCCAGCAAGAUAAUCAUGAUAAUGGGCUUUGGAAUCGGCCGAGUUUGUUGUUACACUGUUUCCCGGUCGCUGAAUAUGGUGCUGAGCUGGUUCCAUGGUGUUCGAUGGAAAUAAUCAUGUUAUAUCGGGUCCUCCAUGUUCAGAGCGGAGAUUCGGGAUCUAAUGGUAGGUAUGUGUGGUGUGAUGCCAACGGUUC